UCUGUAUUGGACCGCAUCAAAAUAUUCUAAAUGUAUCCAUCCCACAAUAGAAUUGUCGUCCGGCAAUAUUACAUUGUUUCGAUCCAUUCUAUGAAGCACCCUUAAAAUACAAUAAAAUAUAAUGCUUCUCCAAUGGUUUCAUUUUUUGUUUUUCAAGAUAACAAUUAACGACAACAAAAAAUUGCUUAGUAGAAAAUCAAACAGGAAACUCAUCAGGAAAUGGUUGCUGUUGCCAGUUGUUGAAUUUCACCCCUUCAUAUUUGGCUAUGUCAAUACCGACCAAGACGGCUCAACUUCAACUUCAACUUCAACAAGAAUACAUUCUUCUAACAAUGCCUCGUAGAUUACUUCAACUCCAAGAGACACCUCCUUCAUCGCCGCACCACGUCUCAGGAGCUUUGUACUUUUUCCUCGGAGUGAUCGUAGUGCUUGUCAUAUUGCUCAUUAUUCUCUUUGUAUUCUGGAAGCGUUUUAGACGUGGCAGUGGCAAAACAGAAGAACUACCGGAGGAGACAGCUCCACCACCACCUAGUCAGACACAGAAGCAAGAAGAGGUGAUGAAGAGGAUUAUCCCAACUAAUCAACAGUCAGGAUUCAUGGAGUUCAUUAGUGGGAAUCUUAGGACAAUUAGCUACUUUGAUUUCCAGACAUUGAGAAAAGCCACCAAGAAUUUCCACCGCAGAUAUCUUCUUGGAAGUGGUGGAUUUGGCCCUGUCUAUCAGGGAAAGUUGGCAGAUGGAAGGCUAGUUGCUUGUAAGAAAUUGUCUCUUGACAAAUCUCACCAAGGAGAAAGAGAAUUUCUAGCAGAAGUGAGAAUGAUCACAAGCAUCCAGCAUAAAAAUCUUGUUCGCCUUCUCGGAUGUUGCUCAGAUGGACCUCAAAGAAUACUUGUUUACGAAUACAUGAAGAACAGAAGUUUGGACUUCUUUAUACAUGGGAAGAGUGAUGAAUUUCUUAAUUGGAGCACUAGAUUCCAAAUUAUUCUUGGAGUAGCACGAGGAUUGCAAUACCUUCACGAGGAUUCACAUGUAAGAAUUGUUCACCGAGAUAUUAAAGCAAGCAACAUUCUUCUUGACGAAAAGUUUCAGCCGAGGAUUGGAGAUUUUGGACUAGCUAGGUUCUUCCCUGAAGACCAAGCUUACCUUAGCACUCAGUUUGCCGGAACAUUAGGUUAUACAGCUCCUGAAUAUGCAAUUAGAGGAGAACUAUCUGAAAAGGCAGACAUCUAUAGUUUUGGAGUUCUUUUGCUUGAAAUCAUCAGCUGCAGAAAAAACACAGAUCUCACUUUACCAUCAGAUAUGCAGUACCUCCCUGAAUAUGCAUGGAAACUUUAUGAGAAGUCAAUGGUAAUGGAACUUAUAGAUCCAAAGCUGAUAGAAAAAGGAUAUGUAGAAAAAGAUGUUAUGCAAGCAUUCCAUGUGGCCUUUUUAUGCCUUCAGCCACAUCCAGAUUUAAGACCUGCUAUGUCACAGAUUGUAGCAUUGUUAACAUUUAAAAUUGAUAUGGUUACAACACCAAUGAGGCCAGCUUUCCUUGAUCGAAGGCGCGUAAUGGACGAUGAGAAUCAUUCUUGGGAAGUCAUAUCUGAGGUUUUACAAACUCCUGCAGCUAGUGAUUCUACGUUAUAAUGUAAAAAAACCAAUAUAUGAAUAUCACUGAUCCAUUAUUUCUAUUAAUUAGGAAUUGUAACCUUAAAGAUCAAAGAAAGAAGUAAAAUGUUUGAAGGCUCAAACCAAGAAUGCAUUCACUAUGUGUAUAUAUGUGUAUGUGAAAAUCAACUCUUAUUGGCAUAAAUUUGGCAAUUUUGAAUCUGUCGCCCUUGUCAAGUUAAAUGGAACCUUUGUA
Messenger RNA from Medicago truncatula (barrel medic), 1845 nucleotides. RefSeq names its product putative receptor-like protein kinase At4g00960. Gene Ontology annotation, biological process: protein phosphorylation. The record is from RefSeq and is a predicted model, not a curated record. Gene Ontology annotation, molecular function: protein kinase activity; ATP binding. Lineage: Eukaryota; Viridiplantae; Streptophyta; Magnoliopsida; Fabales; Fabaceae. The transcript is spliced from 8 exons. Bases 267 to 1628 code for a protein of 453 amino acids.